Messenger RNA from Limulus polyphemus (Atlantic horseshoe crab), 693 nucleotides. Its product is annotated as SH3 domain-containing RING finger protein 3-like. Gene Ontology annotation, molecular function: protein binding; ubiquitin protein ligase activity. The record is from RefSeq and is a predicted model, not a curated record. Lineage: Eukaryota; Metazoa; Arthropoda; Merostomata; Xiphosura; Limulidae. The annotation marks the transcript as partial. Gene Ontology annotation, biological process: positive regulation of proteasomal ubiquitin-dependent protein catabolic process; positive regulation of JNK cascade; protein ubiquitination. The transcript is spliced from 3 exons.
UGGGCAGAGUCAAGUGGUGCUAGGAUCGUCAGACGUCAUAGCGGACGCAGAGAAAGAAAUACUGGUAAUUCUACUCCCCAGAAAGAGACUAGUGAAACAGAAUCGGGAAGUAACAAUGGGAUACCUACUUCAUCGAGUCAUGGUCCUAACAACACUCACGUUCCUGUGCCUGUGUUUUAUGUUGCUGUCUACAACUACAAGCCACAUAAGGAAGAUGAGUUAGAGUUGAAGAAAGGAGAGUUGUACACUGUCUGUGAAAAGUGCCAGGAUGGAUGGUUUAAAGGAACAUCCUUACGUACUGGACGCAGUGGGGUGUUUCCAGGGAACUAUGUUCAGCUUCCAAAAAGUUCGUCUCUUCAACCACAUUUCCCUCAGGGAGCGUCACCUGCUGCCAGCAUGAAGUUACCGACUUCCAAGAUUGUCUCGGUCUCGUCUCCUCCCACUACCACAACUCAAGCUGUGCAACCAGUUUUGCACAGCCAGUCUUUUUCUUCAUCGGGAAAUGGCUCAAAACCUUCUGGUUCAUAUCAUAGCAACCCUCGCUCGAAACACGCGGUAACUUCAGAAAGUCGUUGUGGAAUAUUAGUAGGACUGCGAGAGUGGACUCAGAGUCUGGCAGGAAUAGCACCACCUCCACAGCAUCUUCCCAGGCCCCAGCCUUCCUCAAGGAACAGCAUAUCUGCUUUACAAAAG